AAUACCCGCAUGUUAUAUCAUUCACAACGCCCCGGCGAGCAAAGGAUAUGGAACCGCAAGGUGGAAAGCAGAGGGUAAGGCCAUCAAAGCAGAGGGUAAGGCCAUCAGAGCAGGGUGGUGCAUGGCCCAAACCCUCGCUCUCAAGAGAGUAUAGAAACAGUCGUUCAGACCGUCGCAGAGAACCUGAUUACAGCGACGAAUCGCCGAGCGACUCCGCCUCUCCCGACGAGGCGCAAAUUGGUAAACAGAAGCCAAACAAGGCGAAUCGGUUACCAUCUUCCGGGCGAUUGACACCGAUACAAACUACUAUUUCGGAUGACAGAAGUCAAGGAAGUGAAUUUCAUCUCAACAGUCACAUUCUCUGUGCCUUAGAGAGAACAACUACAGAUGAUAAAUCUGGCAAACCUGUCAAACCUCGCGAUUUUGCCGAAUACUCCUAUAGCAAGUAUGGCGAGUAUAUCCCGACGAGAGAAGAUAAAGGUACCUAUAUCUAUAAGAACGACGGUACUCCACGCACACGCUCCUACUACGCUUUACAAGACGAUCAAAGGCAGUCAAGUUUGCUAGAAGACCUAAAUGAGAACCGUCCUGUAUGGCGUACAGCGCCAAUGAAACCGCCACACAUAUAUAUGGGUAAUUUAUAUCAGAAAGAGCAAGAGCAAAGGCAGAAACUAUUGCUCCUACAGCAGCAGCAGCAACAACAACAACAACAACAACAACAACAACAACAACAACAACAACAACAACAACAACAAGAUUCUAUGGAACGCACUGACUCAUUGAACUCUGCUCUUCAAUUAAUAACAAGAGCCCUGAAUAUACAGGACGAGCCAAUGUUGACCAUGGAAACUUUGCAGGCAUACCUGCUGGACCUCAAACUGAAAGGGAAAGCGCAACAAGCAGCUUAUCCAAAAGUUCAAUUGAUACAUCGCGUAUUGAACCAGAGCUUGAACCUAGUAGAUAUGGAGAAACAAAUGUACCUUGAUCAGCCAAUAUGGUUAGAGGGAGCGACAUCACAUAGGGAGGCUCUUGCUGGUAACCUUCCACUGCAGGGCACCUUAUCUUACCUAUCGAAACGCCCGGAGGUCUGUUGUCUUAUAUACAGGGAUUAUGAUGUCACUUAUAUCAAUCGAAUGGAAGUUUUGGAUGAAGACUACGACCUACCAAUUAAGCCAAAACAUACUGCGGAGACCGUUCAGUUGGUGACCGCAAGCCUUGCUGCUGCGGUAGCCAGGUUUCUGAAAUACUACAAUUUCGAUACACAAGACGAUGUUAUCAUGGAAUCAGUCGAACUUUCAAGUCUUUAUAUCGCCAUAUAUCAUGCUCGAGGAGACACCUUGAUACCUUUUUUGGAAACAUUAGAGGAUGAACAACGUGAUCAAUUUCAAGCGCUACUAGAUUUCUUCAUGUCUCAAUACGAGGACGAGUAUAGCCUUGUUGAUCAUAUGACUCGCAGAGGCAUAAUCACACAAGAGUACAUCAAAUAUCUCUUCAAGCCUGGGGACAUUAUUGUAGAAGACCAUGAUCAAGAUACAAGAGGUUAUUUGGCCAUGUCCUGGCUCAAAGACGACGACAGAGAAGAUCGGUCAGACCAAAGCUCGAGCCAGACCGAAACUAAGACAACUUUCAGCAUGAAAGCUUGGAACUGGGAAUUGGAUAGUGUAUUCUCAAGAGAAGUCGGAGCUCUUACUAUACAAUUCGAUGCGAAAGACUACUCGGAGAGAAAAAUUAGUGAUAUGAACAUUCGACCGCUCCUUUACGUUGAAGAGCCCACGAAAACAAGACUGGAAAUAAGAGGACAAUGGUUCUGGAAGUGUCGCAUGAGACGCAUGGUAUGUUACGAUGACACACGAAAAAGCCAACACUACUCUAUUGAUGAACGAUACAUGGUCGAUAUGAUGAUAUAUCACGAAUUACAUAAACUUAACUCCUCCAUACGGCGUCAAUAUAUUGACUAUAUUGACUCUGAAGCACUGAAGCAGGAAAAUCCUCCUGACAAGAAUUUCAUUUAUCUAUCGCCUCUGACAGUAAAGGCAUACAACCUCAAGAGGAAGAAAUGGGUGGAUUUAAAUCUUGACGGGCUCCGCGAUAUUUCUUGGAACACACAAGCGUUUGAGAGCCUUGUGCUCAAGGAAAAAACAAAACGACUGAUUCGAGCCCUCGUAAGCAAUCAAAUCGAAGCAGAAAAAUCCACAGAUCUUAUUAGUGGUAAAGGAAACGGCUUAAUCAUGUUACUCCAUGGGGGACCGGGUACAGGUAAGACCUUGACUGCUGAAAGUGUGGCCGAAAUCGCCAAGAGGCCGCUGUAUCCCGUUACAUGUGGAGAUAUUGGAACGAAGCCAGAAGAUGUUGAGAAGUAUCUCGAGUCCGUUCUCUAUCUGGGCAAGACCUGGGGGUGUGUAGUCUUGCUUGAUGAAGCAGAUGUCUUCCUGGAGCAGCGCAGCUUGGAAGAUCUACACCGUAAUGCGCUGGUGUCGGUAUUUCUAAGAGUUCUGGAAUACUACGACGGGAUCCUGAUCCUGACAAGCAACCGGGUUGGCACCUUUGACGAAGCAUUCAAAUCCCGCAUUCAACUGGCAGUCCAUUACAAUAGCCUGGACUUGGACCAAAGGACCCAGAUUUGGCGCAACUUCACACGGCGUUUAAAAGACCUGAAUGAAGAAGGCAUCGAUUUUGCAGAUUUGAUGGAUAACAUCCCACAACUUGCUCGCAAAGAGAUGAACGGAAGGGAAAUUCGCAAUGCUAUUACAACAGCGAGACAAUAUGCUAGAUGGGAGCGACAGCAGGAUCAGAGUUUCAAGCUGGACUAUAAGGUAAUGAAAGAAGUGAUUGAAACGGCUGGAGAAUUUGACGAUUAUAUCAAUACUUUGAAUGGUGGGUUUACGCAAGAGCAGUUGGCAAAAGAAGACGGGAUACGCUAGUGGGAUUAGUAUCUUGAUAUUAUUUCCUUUUGCAACAUUAUUAUCGAAC
Molecule: messenger RNA, 2970 nt
Organism: Trichoderma harzianum CBS 226.95
Lineage: Eukaryota; Fungi; Ascomycota; Sordariomycetes; Hypocreales; Hypocreaceae
Exons: 3
Coding region: 48-2921 (957 amino acids)
Molecular function (GO): ATP binding; ATP hydrolysis activity
Source: RefSeq, a predicted model, not a curated record